Molecule: messenger RNA, 3370 nt
Organism: Bursaphelenchus okinawaensis
Lineage: Eukaryota; Metazoa; Nematoda; Chromadorea; Rhabditida; Aphelenchoididae
Source: the annotation of a GenBank genome assembly
AUGUCGGACGAUCAAUACGAAAAUGUAGAGAAACUAGGGGUUACUCCUUUGCCUGAUGGUCGAAAGGAGCAGAUGCCAAAAGGAAAAUCAAAGGAGACGAACACCGCCAUGACAGCUACUAACACAACCCAGGAACCUGAAAAGAUCCCAGAGAAGCUCAAGUCAAAAAAGAAGAAGGAAAACAAAACUACCACGGCCAAGUCAAAGGAAGAGAUCAGCAGCAAUGCAACUCACGACAGCCAAGAUGCAGGAACCAAUGAAUAUCUGAAGAAGAUCAAGGAGCUCGGAAGCAAGGAGAAGACAAAGAGGAGCAAGAGGAAGACAAAGGCCAGCAAGGAAAGCGCGAAGAACAACAUGGAAAAGGGAAGCAAGAAAAAAGAAAAAAACCAAGAAAGAUCAAGGAGCAAGGAAAGCAGCGAGAUUUCAAGCAAUCAGCAAGAAGAAACAACACAAGCCUCCAAGUUCGUCACCUGCAGAGAAAACUUCAGCCGUUUAAGUGAUGAGCCAGAAACGAGCAACGUCAAGAAGGACAGCAAGAGAUCCUUUAAGAACAUAUUCCGUAGAAAGAGCUCAAAGAAGAAAGACGCUCAACAAUCCUCAAUAAACAAAGCCAGCAAGGAAUCGUCGAAGAACAGAACAACGAGCAAAGGAUCCUCAGAGAAUAAAGAGAGCAAAGAAUCCUCAGCAGAUAAAGAUAGCAAAGAACAGGCGAAAGAGGUCAGCGUGGAUAAGGUCGAUGACAAACGAUCAAUGAAAUCAAAGUCUAAAAAGAGGAUUACGAGUGGAUCCUACCACUCCAUGCCCCUCCCCGGGAUCAACCGGUUUGGACUACCGAACGACAACCAACUCAACGCCGACACUCUCUACGACGAUCCCAACCCGUUCUCUGCCACUGAUAACACCAAUGAGGUAAGCUGGCCAAGGUUUCAAAUGCUUUGUUCUUUUGGAUGCUUACAUGUUAAACUAGAACUUAAUUAGGUCAAAAACUGUGUAGAUGUUAUGAUAAAAUUGAUAUCCAAUAUUACCAACUUUAACUUAUGCACAACCUUUUACUUUCAGCUGUCGGAUCUCAGUGAAUUCAAAAAGACUCGUCGCAUUGAAAAACAGGCAAGGUACCGUUCUCCCAAACAGUUCCUUUAUCGAAAUGGAGUUAUCAUAGGCUAUGCUAUUGGCAACAUUGCAGCGAUAAUAGCCAUUAUGUCUCUGAUUAUCUUAACUGCUGAGGUUGAGCGCCAAGCUAAGGGUGUAGUAACGAAUGUAGGUUAGCUUUUAAGAAAUAUUUAAAAAUUUCAUAUCUUUUGAUAAAAAGUAGUUGUCCCUACAACUGUAUAUUGUAGUACACGGCCUUGGUAGGCCUCAAUCGCCCAUGCUACUACGAAUGGGGACCGUGGUCAAGUUGUAGCGCUACGUGCAGAUCUCCUGGACAGAAGGUACCAUACAAGAUGAGACGAGUCAUCAAGGAACUGGUGAUGAUGCCUCGGGGCAUCUUCCGUACCAAAAACUUUGUCCAUCACUGCCAAAAGAUGAAAGAACAUGUAGUGAGCUAUUAAUUUAAAAGCUUUAUUUUUUGACCCACAAAUAAAUAAAGUAAGACCUUUCAUACUUUUUCAGGACACAGCUCCAUGUAACAUAGCGUUCUGUCCAGUACCAGUCGACUCGUUCUCUUUCGGAGAAUGUGUAGCCAAUCAGAAGAUGAGAAUGAUCCCCAAGACUCUAACAUACGUAAGAUAACCGAGAUCAGAGUAAUAUUUGACAUUUUAGCUGAUUACCACAAACGCCAGUUUCACCAAGCCGUGUUGAUCAAGGGGACUUACGUUAAUAUUAAGAUGUUCUACUUUUUAAUUUACUUUAUAUUGCUUGAAAUAAAAGUUAUAGUAUUUAACGUUAUUGUAAUCGUAAAACGAAGACAAAUAAAACUUCGAAUUUUGAAGAAUUUCUGUUUUUCCUUUCGUAUAAAAGAGAACUGAUAAUCUGCGAAAGGAGGGCGCAGCGGAGAUUGAAAAAUUAAAUAAAAAUAAAGUUUAUGAUUGCUCAACCUGGAGUGGAUUUUGUUGAUUUUCUCCUUUUCUUACGAUGCUUUAUUUACAAAAAGUAUCAAUCUGAAUUAGCUGACAUGAUAUUUUGUUAUUCAUUUUGAAUAAAUUUAUUUUAAGUGUAUUUUUUUCAAGUUUGUUUUGCUUCGUAUACUUGUAUAGUUUUGUGUAGAGAUUGUUGAAGAUAGUGGAUAGGCUUUACGGGUAGAAUUGAUUACUUUUGACUAUUAUAUAGUUUUUUGCGUUUAAGUAGAGGUCAACGUAUACUUUUAUACCUAAAGUAAUAUUGUUAUAGCGCCCUGGAGUCCUGCAUUGAAGCCGAAAUACGCUGGGUGCAGAAAAAUUCGGCCCAUCAGGUACUGAAUCAACUAGAGUCAUUUCUGUUUGACAUUGCAUGCAGGUUAAAUGCCGUAAAGAAGCUGAACAGAGUCCCACCUCUAAAACAAUGUGAACCUGAACCGAAAACUGUCAAUCUUGUAGCUCAUCCAAACCGAGAAGCGCUCUCAGGACGGGUUACUCUUAUAGCUGACACUUUGACGUUUGCUGAGAUUUCUAUGAAACAUAUCAGAGCAAAUGGAGGAGUUUACAAGGCCAAAUGUGUUAACCAAUUCAAGAUUUCACAGCUUCAAGCUUGCAGCGCGCUAGUCGUCAGAACAAUGGGAACGCUACAGAAGGUAACGGUUGUUUUUGUUUGAUUUUGUCUUUAGAUUGUACUUUUGGAGUAUUUUAUUGACGUAAAGUUUGUAUUACUUUGUGAUCAAUAGAUAACACUAUUGAAUAGACAUGAGAAACGGGCCGGCCCGGACCUGCCAUCGGGCCGGGCCGGCCUUGAGCAAAAUUCCGAUCGGGCCGGGCCUCACAUUCAGGCCCGGCCCGUUUCUCAUGUCUACUAUUGAAUUCCGACUGUACCUAAAUCUAUUCAGGGACGCAGCAGCUUUGACGAAGCGACAAAAGGAGGCAACUACACGCUACAAACAUCUCGUUUACUCUGUAAUAUUCUGAAGGAUGUUGUCCAACAACUAAACGAGUGUCUCCAAAGUCUAUUUGCCCCCGAACUGCGGACCUACCAAGAACUGUUCCAUUCGGCAUGUGUUGACAACUUUGAGCCGGCUCCUCCUCCUGACGUUCUCUUCAGUUUCUACGUGUCGAUCGACCGGUUGUUCUUAACUGCCUACCAGAUGACUCCCACCCCUAACAACUCUUAUUCCAUUGCCAGUUUCCACGCCGAAGCCCGUCUGGACUCGUUGACUCAGCUGCACCAGCUCCUGAACAAAGCCCGGCUGAGCGCUUCAUCGUUGUGCUCAAACUUGGAGAUGUUCCAUAACUAUCUUGCUUAA